Molecule: messenger RNA, 1456 nt
Organism: Leptidea sinapis
Lineage: Eukaryota; Metazoa; Arthropoda; Insecta; Lepidoptera; Pieridae
Product: putative mediator of RNA polymerase II transcription subunit 26
Exons: 2
Coding region: 361-1431 (356 amino acids)
Source: RefSeq, a predicted model, not a curated record
UGCGCUAGUUGUCUCGCAUGCGCGCUGAAUACGUGCGAAUAAUCGACUCGCGCGCCAUAAAACAUUAUCAAAGUUGUCUUCGAGUUGUCUGCCUGCCGUGAUUGAUUGUAUAACCUUUUAAUUGUCUUGUGUGCCACGUGUCCGCUACAUAUAUUUUGAAGACUUGCUUGUGACAUCAAUCUAGUUCCCGAAUAUACCGUGGAUGCUUCCUGAUUGCUGUUUUUAUCCGCUCUGCUGCAACAACGACAAGCCACGAAUCAAGACUGAUCUGCGAGUAUUCCUCUUUAGGAAACUCUAGAUUCAAUACAGCUGGGUAUCUUUGGAGCGGCUCUUUUUGCCUUAGCGUAUGGAGGACCAAUAAUGAGCGGCCAGAGUAAAGACAUAGUGUCUGGUGUCUUCAUUCCAGCGGAAACAUUUCAAAACCUUCAAGCAGCUCAGAAAAACAACCUAAAGUCUAAUAAUAAAGGUUCUUUAGCUGAACGAGAUGGAUCGGCACAAGACGACGAUCUAAGACGCGCAACGAACAACCCGGCGCAAUCCAGCGCUCAGUCCACCGUUGUUGUGAACCAGCAGGGCUCCGGCGGACAACAACCCAGCCAACAAGUGACGGUCAGCCAGCCCCAACAGCAAGUGAGCAUUAAUCAGCCAAGCCAACAGCAGACUUAUGUCGGUCAGCCGAGCCAGCAAACGGCUUACGUCAACCAACCAAGCCAGCAAACAGCUUAUGUCAGUCAGCCAAGCCAGCAAACUACGUAUGUCAGUCAGCCAAGCCAGCAGACAGCUUACGUCAGUCAACCAAACCAGCAAACUGCCUAUAUCAGUCAGCCUUCCCAGCAAGCGACUUAUAUCACACAACCGCGCCAGCAAGUGGUAGUAAGCCAGCCCAAUCCACAGCAAGUGUUUGUCGAUCAAAAUGGCCAAACAAUGCUUGUUAGCCAGCAGCCAGGGCAACAAACAUACGUGGUUCAGCAACCAACAAACCAGCAAGCAAUGAUCAUAGCCAAUCAAGCUAACUCUCCGUCAAUGUAUGUACAACGACCAGGCCAAAUCAUUGUUUCUUCGUCCAACCAACAGCCAGCUCAACAAACAGUGUUGCUCGCUCAACAGCCAAGUCAGCAGACCGUGCUAGUUCCUCAACAGACAGGGCAGCAGUUUGUGUACGGCCAGCGACCAAGCCAGCAAGUGAUUGUACAACCAAACCAACAAGUUCAACCAACAGGGCAACAGACUAUACUUGUAUCUAGACCCUCAAAUCAACAACAGACCUAUAUACUUCAACAACCCAAUCAACAAACCAACGGUAAUCAAGGCAGCACGUAUACUUUGUUGCCUGUGGGCAGUCAGAGCAACUUACCAAAUCAAAACUCUGGUACUAUCUUGGUACCCGUGCGGCAGGGAUCGAACCCUGUGUAUACUGUGGUUAAAAAGUAAGGAAUAUAGUCCAUAGACAAUUUCU